Molecule: messenger RNA, 2065 nt
Organism: Paramacrobiotus metropolitanus
Lineage: Eukaryota; Metazoa; Tardigrada; Eutardigrada; Parachela; Macrobiotidae
Exons: 2
Coding region: 581-1603 (340 amino acids)
Biological process (GO): neuropeptide signaling pathway
Cellular component (GO): membrane
Molecular function (GO): G protein-coupled peptide receptor activity
Source: RefSeq, a predicted model, not a curated record
AGUACAGGGGAACGGUGGAAGAUGCCUGCUUUUGCCCCCUCUAUACCGGAUGACAACACUGGCCAAGCGGACGCCGAAUACACAACGCUGCGCAGAUCAUGUUAAUUUCUUUUAACGAGGUUGACGUGAAAUGCUGCUUGCCUGGGAUUUUCUCGAGCAUACUAGUAUGCGCGUUGCCGGUUUUUAAGCGUGGAUACAUUGCAGAUUCGGUGGCGAGUAUUUACCCAGGAUACCGCGCGCGGUACUGACCAGUGAUCGCAUCAGCAGCAACGGCGUUAACGUUACAUACAUGUAUCCGCGCUAGUUAUAAAUACGAGUAUUUGCUCGGCUCCUCAUCGUGCAAUUGGCGCAUUGCCGGCUUUCAACUUCGAUACGUCGUAGAUUCGAAUGCGGCUGUAUUGAUUUAGGAUAUCGGCACUGGCCAUUGACCACAGGUCCACAGCCAUAUCGGCUACUUAUCUAUGUCGCCAUCCGCCAUGAAUUAUUAAUUCCUCUCCGACGCUUCAUCGUGGUAUAGCCUCCGGUGCCGGCUUUCAACGUGGGCACGUUGUUGAUUCGGUAGCGAGUAGAUGCACGCAACAUGAACGCCACAGACCACACCAACACCACCGUUAACCUCACCCCCGACUGGAACUGGUCGGCCAUCAACUCCCUCUCCUGCUGCAUCUUCUCCCUGCUCCUCAAUCUCCUCCUCCUCCUCAGCUUCCUGCCGCGCUCCCACACCUGGCUGGCCUUCGACGUGUACCUCACCAACCUCCUUUUAUCCAACGUGGUUUUCUGCGCCCUCACCGGGCCCUUCGAUUUCUCCUCCAAACUCUACCCGGACGCCAAGUGGGUCCUCAGCCGGGCCAGCUGCACGGUGUAUCUGUACGGGAUCUGGGUGUUAUCCCUGGUGCAGAUGAGCACACACCUCUUGAUCGCCGGCAACCGGGUGUGGGCGCUGUGGCGGCCGCUGUCCUUCCGGCGACGGCACAACUUCACCACGGCGUUUCUGUGUUGUGGCGUCACCUGGGCGCUGGCGCACGUGGUCGCCCUGCCGGGGGUUGUGAUGGACGCGCUGUUUUAUCGAAAGCCGGAAGCGGAGUACGGGUGUUGGACGGAUGUGACCGGGAUUCCAGGACAGAGGGCGUGGCUGGUGCUGGUGCAGCUGCUGAGUGUAAUUUGCCUGUUUGGAGUGUUGGGUGCGUUUCCGCUGAUCUGGAUCAAGCAGAGUCAGCGAAACAAGAUUGGAUUGUGCUGCCGACUGGUAUCCGGACAAAUCCAACCGACGCCGCUCUCCUCACACAACGUGAAGAAUCCCUCCAUCGCGAAUAUUGCAUCCGUGUCGCAAGCGAUUAGCCACUCCCAUCGCCCGGCAUCUUCAACCGAAGCGCAAUCAUUCCUCCUUUUAACCGCGUUGACAUUGAGCGUGCUGGUGUUCUGGACGCCGAGCGUUAUCUACUUCUUCCUACAGCCCUUCACUAACUACACGAAUCCCGACAUUGAGUUCGUCAUUAAUUUAAUGUUCUUCUACCAGCCGGUGGUCGAUCCGCUGCUCUUUGCGCUGACACUGCGCACCCUGCGCCACAACAUCCGCCACAUGCUGCGCUGUGCAAAAAAUUAACCGAUUAAUCUAAUUACGCCCGGUGUAACCGGAUACGUGGAUGUUAUUAUCGGGAAGAGGAGGAAAAAAGUAGCGCUGUUAAUUCACUUACCGGCAUCGAAAUAGACGGAAAUCCUCGGGGAUUCGGCUAUACCAAGUGUAAAUUUAGCGGAUGAAGGUGUGGUUUAUUUCAUAAAUUUACGAGAAUCCGGCAUCGACACUUCCUCAUUAUCAGCGGCGCGGCAGUCGUUUUUAUGUUUUCUUACGUUUUCUUAUGUUUUCUUAUAAGCGGCUUUCCUGUCUCAAGAAAAUUUCCCAAAAAAGCCGUCUCUUUUAGUUUGGUAAAUGCUAAAACUGCGAAUUACUCUAUUCCUAUCGAAGAAUUUGUGAUGCGUGUCAAUAAUUUUUCUUGCCAAUAAACGAGCGUUAAUGUACUUGCCAAAUUGUGUGCAAACGUGGACGCGCAGUUUUUAUGUACAUCAG